Trichechus manatus latirostris (Florida manatee) is the source of this 1570-nucleotide messenger RNA. RefSeq names its product secretory carrier membrane protein 3 (gene SCAMP3). The transcript has 9 exons. Gene Ontology annotation, cellular component: trans-Golgi network membrane; recycling endosome membrane. Gene Ontology annotation, biological process: protein transport. The coding region runs from base 223 to 1266 and encodes 347 amino acids. The record is from RefSeq and is a predicted model, not a curated record. NCBI's taxonomy places the organism in Eukaryota, Metazoa, Chordata, Mammalia, Sirenia, Trichechidae.
GGAUUAGAGGUGUCACGUGAGACACUUCGAUCUUUGCCUUUAGCCAGGACGCAAGCGCAGCGUGCUGCUGCUGCUGCGGGGCCCUUGUGGUCCUUCCGGUCGGGACAACCAAUCGGUGCACAGAGAAGCGGGGCCGACCGAGGGGAGCGGAGGGAGCUCUGACAGCCACUGCCGCGGCAGGGGCGUGGAGGGCCGGGGGCGGCCGAGGCCGCGCUAGCAAUCAUGGCUCAGAACAGAGACGGCGGGAACCCGUUCGCCGAGCCCGGCGAGCUUGAUAACCCCUUUCAGGACCCAGCUGUGAUCCAGCACCGACCCAGCCCGCAGUAUGCCACCCUUGAUGUCUACAAUCCCUUUGAGACGCGGGAGCCAUCACCAGCCUAUGAGCCUCCUGCCCCUGCUCCAUUGCCUCCACCCUCAGCUCCCUCCUCACAGCCCUCGAGAAAGCUCAGCCCCACCGAACCCAAGAACUAUGGCUCCUACAGCACUCAGGCCACGGCUGCGGCAGCCACAGCUGAGCUGCUGAAGAAGCAGGAGGAGCUCAACCGGAAGGCAGAGGAGCUGGACCGGAGGGAGCGUGAGCUGCAGCAUGCCACCCUGGGUGGCACAGCUACUCGACAGAACAACUGGCCCCCCCUACCAGCUUUUUGCCCCGUCCAGCCCUGCUUUUUCCAGGACAUCUCCAUGGAGAUCCCCCAAGAAUUUCAGAAGACAGUGUCCACCAUGUACUACCUCUGGAUGUGCAGCACGCUGGCUCUUCUCGUGAACUUUCUUGCCUGCCUAGCCAGCUUCUGUGUGGAUACCGGUAAUGGCUCGGGCUUUGGGCUGUCCAUCCUCUGGAUCCUCCUUUUCACUCCCUGCUCGUUCGUCUGCUGGUAUCGUCCCAUGUACAAGGCUUUCCGGAGCGACAGUUCAUUCAAUUUCUUCAUUUUCUUCUUCAUCUUCUUCGCUCAGGAUGUACUGUUUGUGCUCCAGGCCAUUGGCAUCCCAGGUUGGGGGUUCAGUGGCUGGAUCGCGGCUCUGGUGGUGGUGAAAACCAACCCGGGUGUAGCUGUGCUCAUGCUGAUGGUUGCCCUGCUCUUCACUGGCAUCGCUGUGCUGGGAAUUGUGAUGCUAAAGCGGAUCCACUCCCUGUACCGCCACACAGGGGCCAGCUUUCAGAAGGCCCAGCAAGAAUUUGCUGCUGGUGUCUUCUCCAACCCUGCAGUGCGAACCGCAGCUGCCAACGCAGCCGCUGGGGCUGCCGAAAAUGCCUUUCGGGCCCCAUGACCCCUGACUGGGAUCCCUGGCCCUGUCACUUGAGGGAGCUGACAUAGCCCCCAUCCCUGGGGUCACUGGGACUUAGAGAGGCAUCACCACUUGAUGUCCUGUCUCUAGUGCCCCAGUCCAACGGCCAUGACUGCUGAGCCUGACUCGGGUGCGGGGAGCCCACGGUGACCCAGUCACACUGCUCGUCCCCCGCCAUCAGGCCACACUGCUGCCACAUCUCACACCACCCCAACCCCAGCUUCCCUCUGCUGUGCCAAGGCCGUUGCUUCGGUUAUUUAAAUAAAAAGAAAGUGAAACUGGAACU